Messenger RNA from Geodia barretti, 820 nucleotides. The record is from the annotation of a GenBank genome assembly. Lineage: Eukaryota; Metazoa; Porifera; Demospongiae; Tetractinellida; Geodiidae.
GCGAAAACGCAGUUCAUCUCCAGGGACACGUGGAACGUUGCCCGAGAGUGCCUCAACGACAUUCUCAGUCCUGAUGACAGGGGCUCCCCCUCUCGAACCUCGGAGACGGCCAUCGAAGAGGUGAAGGGCGUUCUGUCGGGGAAGAUGAGGCUGUCUCAGGCCAGUGCCCAAGUGAGGCUCAACUGGCCGGUCAUCAGAGGAUGUGUGGACCGGUUUGCAAACAGAAACGACCCCAGCGGAGGUGCCCGCACACAGUUCUCUUUUUUUGAUUUUCUAGAUGAUGACUGUAUUCUGGAGCUCGAUGUGCUAGCCGUCACUGGAGACACGAAAAACUCCUUCACCGCACACCCUCCCAUCCUCGAGAUGACUGUCGGUGACGAGGUUGGGUCGGUCCAACUCCCGCCCGUUACCGGUGACGAGUUCCAGAGAGGCGGCGGAGACCUGUGGCGGUUCGACAUUGCCGAGUUUGGAUUCACUCAAGAGUGUAUCGAGGUAUGCGACGUGGACGGGAUGGCCCUGCUGCCGGGUGGGACGGACGGAUGGAAGAUAGAGAGCAUCGUGACCCAGGUCCUAACAGACGACAGAGAGUAUCGUGUGCUCUCCAGCGACAUUGGGGCCGACAGGUGGAUCGACGGCAAUGGAGGAGAGGAAAGAAGGAGGUUUGAUCUCACUCUGUACGAGUGAGGGCUGCGGUCGUCAGUCAAGACUGAGGAGACAUUUUGAGACUCCAAUAAAACUGUCGUAGCUUGAUUUGCUGUUUUACCAUUAUGCUUGUACUGUACGUAAUUACAAGAGUGGACUUCACACUUAGGGCUAUCAA